Molecule: messenger RNA, 6810 nt
Organism: Clunio marinus
Lineage: Eukaryota; Metazoa; Arthropoda; Insecta; Diptera; Chironomidae
Source: the annotation of a GenBank genome assembly
CUAAUAAAUAUAAUGCAUUUAGUGAUACUUAUGAUUUCUCUCUGAAUUUGUCUAUAAAUAAAUGUAUAAUCACCAAGAAAUAAUCUACUUACAUAAUAAUGAAAGUUUUAGAGGAGCUUUCAAAAGCUUAUAAUGAGCUUUAAGCUUCAAAAUGUUUACUUUUCUGUUUUUCUUUCGUUUCUCUGUUGAUCCCAGCAUAUCAUUUUACUAUGAAUUUUCCAAAGAGCAAGAUUAUAUUUGCUCAAAGCCAGAAGACUCUGGAAUGCAUUUAUGCUCCAAUUUACCACCAUAUCGCAUCGGACCGCUAGUUUGUAAUGAAUCUGCUGUCCCAUACAGUAUGAAUACGCCAACAGAGAAUUCGUGUGUAAACUGGAAUCAAUAUUACACGAACUGCACACAACUUGGCGGCAACCCAUUCCAGGGAACAAUAUCUUUCGAUAACAUAGGCUUGGCGUGGGUGGCAAUAUUUCUUGUCAUAUCACUGGAGGGUUGGACGGACAUAAUGUAUUACGUUCAGGAUGCUCACAGCUUUUGGGAUUGGAUUUAUUUCGUUUUGUUAAUAGUGAUUGGCUCGUUUUUUAUGAUCAAUUUGUGCUUGGUCGUCAUUGCCACUCAAUUUAGUGAAACCAAAAAGCGUGAAAUGGAAAGAAUGAGACAGGAGAGAGCUCGCUUUACUUCAUCAUCAACAUUAGCGUCAAGCACAAACAAUUCGGAACCGACAACAUGCUACGCAGAAAUUGUGAAAUAUAUUGGACAUCUUUACCGUCGUCUCAAGCGUCGUUUGAUUAAGAAGUAUCAGUAUCAACAGAGAAAAGAUGGCCUUUUGCCUCGUACACCUGACAACCUCUUUUCACCACAAAAGAUUCGCUGUCAUCAUCCGAAGUGCCCAAAAAUGCUUAACAAUCAUUGUAACGCAAGCAGAGGAUCCGGCAGUAAACUGACGAACCUUCAAGAACAAGUUAAACAAUCAAACAACCAAAUCAAUACAAUACAAUCAGCACCUUUGAAUAAUGGUACCAACAACCACGACAAUAUCUCUCUCGAUAAUUCAGAGAUCCAGUCAUUAAACAACACAUUAAGUGCAACAAUGGACGAGAAACAAAAAAUGUUAUUACUUAAAAUAGCUAACAAUUCCAUAGCGGCCGCUUCAGCUGUUGCUUCUGUGGCUGACAACGAUUAUGUGAACAACUCAGCCAGUUCCAGUUUGUUGAGUCCACCGACAUCAACAAGAAGACGUGGCUCGUCUGUGAUGUUCAAUGAAUUUGUUAUUUUACACACACCGCCAACAAUUCCCGAACCGCAGAACGACAAAAAUGCUUUGUCAGUUGAGAAAAUGACACAGACGGGCGAAGGAAUUUGGCAAGUCAAUUUGCCACUCAACAACAGCAUCAACUCCGUCACAAAUAAUCUCAAUGAAUUUGCUGAUCUGAAUCUAACCGAAGCAAUGACUUGUCAAGAAUUGUUGGCACUCUCAGUUGCAUUCUCAGCAGCUCUACCAACAGGGCAGACAACUCUCGAUUCAUUCUACUCGUCAUUAACAAGAAACAACAAUAAUAACUGUAGCAAUAAUAAUAACAAUAACGAAUUUAACCAAAUCGAAGACUACUCGUGUUGUUACGAGCUUUAUCAGCAAAACUUUGACUACGCUGCACAAGAAUAUCAUCAACAACAAUUGCAUUUAUCGAAUGAAGAAAUUGAAAAGAAACGAUCUCGUUUGUACAACAGCACAAUAACUUGUUACAAAGUUGUUUCGAAAAUAUUUCACUUCAUUCGUAAAUAUAUCAAGCGAUUGGUCGACCACAAAUAUUUCCAACAGGGAAUUCUGUUGGCGAUUUUAAUCAACACACUUUCGAUGGGCAUCGAGUAUCAUAAUCAACCGGAAGAGUUAACUGCCAUUGUGGAGACAAGUAAUAUUGUGUUCUCAGCCAUAUUUGCAGUUGAGAUGUUAUUGAAGAUAAUUGCUGAAGGACCAUUCAAGUACAUUGCUAAUGGAUUCAACGUGUUCGAUGGAAUAAUCGUGAUUCUGAGUGCUGUUGAAUUAUGCCAGGCGUUUAUGGGUGGCGAGGGAGCCAGCGGCAAUUCGGGCUUGUCUGUUUUGAGGACAUUUCGAUUACUGAGAAUUCUUAAAUUAGUUCGAUUCAUGCCCAAUCUCCGGAGGCAAUUGUUCGUCAUGUUACGGACGAUGGAUAACGUCGCGAUAUUCUUUUCAUUAUUGAUUUUGUUCAUUUUCAUAUUUAGUAUUCUUGGCAUGAACCUAUUUGGGUGUAAAUUCUGCGAAGAAAUAAAUGACGAAAGAGUGUGCGAUCGUAAGAAUUUCGAUACCAUACUGGGCAUGUACUUAUUUGGUGGUAAGUUCUGUAAGUUUAUGGAUGAAGAAUUGGGCGAAAGAGAAUGUACCUGUCCUGAAAUCAUUGCAAAACAUCCGCUCUGCGAAUGCGAUCGCAAACAUUUCAACAACUUUUUAUGGGCGACCGUGACAGUCUUUCAAAUCCUAACUCAGGAAGACUGGAACGUAGUGCUUUUCAAUGGAAUGGAGAAGACAAGUCAUUGGGCUGCUUUGUAUUUCGUCACGUUAAUGACUUUCGGCAAUUAUGUUUUGUUCAAUCUUCUCGUUGCCAUUCUCGUCGAAGGAUUCAGUUCGGAACGUCAUGAACGUCGUGAAAGAGAACAGAGGGAAAUGAUUAAAGCCAAGCUAAAUGCUGAACAGCAACAACUUCAAAUGCAGCUUCAAAUGCAAGAACAAUUCAAUGAAAUGUUUCCAGCUGACGAUUUAAAAAGUUUCUCCGAUUCAACGACAUCAGAGAGUUACAAUGAGUUAAGAAAUCGAUGGUUUAGUGCCGAAGAGCUCCGGAAGCUCAACAAUUUCGAUGUGAAAUGUAAUAUUCAAAAGCAAAAACUUCUUCAAGGCGAAACGGAAGCUUCGGAUGUACAAACUUCAACAUAUCUCACGAAGUCAAACCAAGAAAAAGAAAUUCAGCAGCGUACAGGAAGCCACAAAAGAAGGCAUCACAGUGUACGUGACAAGAAUAGAGUUGUUGAGAAGCGAAUGCCUGAACCACCAAUCAUCACAACAACAGCAGCAACACCACAAGAUUCACCAAGCAACACAAUGGAAGUUGGAGCGAGCUUGAAAGAUUGGGAAAAAAUUGACAUGGAUCAGUUGGAAGUUACAGAACCACCAAAAAUCCAUUUAACGCCACCAUCAGUGUUUGGUUCGUUGAAAGCUCUCGAUGAAAGAAUUUUCCUGGAGCGUUCUGGUUUUAUGACUAAAGCGGAACGACACAGUUGCCCGACGGUUCUUGGCACGAGUCCGUACAACAGUGAAACGUCGUCUAUGAAACUUACGCCUUCUGGCUCAGCAAAUAUUCUCCCAACUUGUGUUGAACAGUCUGGCGAUGAAGAACAACAGGAAACCAAAAUUGAUAUAAUGGUAACAGCAGCAUCUCCAGCGCCAUCCAGAAAAUCAAGCCUAAAGAUUCGUCGAGGUAGCUCGAAAAGAAAAAAAAGUGAAUCACAGCAAAAUGAAAUUUUAAAUAAUUGCAAGCCAGCAGUUCAACAGUCGCCGACAAGUGAUGAACCACCUACGAAGGAAUCUCUUGACAUUCGAAAAUCUUCCAUUCAAUCUGAUAAAGACGUGCUUCUUGCGAAAGUGAAUUGCAUUAAGAAUGACACUCAAAGCUCGAGAGGUGCCCGCAUUAAUGUUCGUAGAUCAUCGUCAAUUAAAAGCGACAGUCAUCAACUUCCCGUUCAUCGACAACAGCAUUUCUUAUCGAAUAAAUACAUCAACAAUCAACAAUACUACAACAUGAAUCGAAAGAACUCAAUCAAUGUCGCAUCGCUUCAACAUCCUCAUUACUUUCAUCAGCAACACUUUCAACGACGAAUGUCAUCGUUCGAGCACACAUUCGAGAAACAAUCGAACAUAAACAUGAAUAAUUUUGAAGAUUUUCUACAGCGAAGUAUGAAAGUUGAUUUGGAGAAAUCAAUUUCAUCCAUCAAUAACGUUUCUCCAUCGAUUCCGGAACAAUCAGUUCCCGAACUUCCGCUCAAAAAAGGCUCAAAACUAACACAAUGGCUUAAGGAAAUAUCGAACUUUGAUAGUUGGACCGAGGAAAGAGAAUCAUUUUCACUUUAUUUGUUUCCUGACAACAACAGGUUCCGUCAAUUAUGUCAGUGGUUUGUUGACCAGAAAUGGUUCGACAAUGUCAUUCUCCUGUUCAUCGCUCUAAAUUGCAUAACGUUGGCAAUGGAACGACCAAACAUUCCGCCAAAGUGUAAUGAAAGAACUUUCUUAGCGACAGCAAAUUACGUCUUUACGGUGGUCUUUGCUAUUGAGAUGUUAAUUAAAGUCGUUGCAGCGGGAAUGUUUUAUGGUCAUGAAGCGUAUUUCACAUCUGGUUGGAACAUCAUGGACGGUUCUCUCGUCAUUAUAUCAAUAAUUGACCUCUUAAUGGGAUGGCUGAGUGAUUCUAGUCCACGAAUAUUUGGAAUUUUAAGAGUUUUUCGUCUUCUCAGAUCGUUGAGACCUUUACGUGUCAUUAACCGAGCACCAGGAUUAAAGCUCGUAGUUCAAACUCUUUUAUCAUCACUUCGACCUAUCGGAAAUAUUGUUUUGAUUUGUUGCACUUUCUUCAUCAUCUUCGGAAUUCUUGGCGUUCAACUCUUCAAAGGAACUUUUUAUUAUUGUGAAGGGGAAAAUAUCAAAGGCGUUAAAAACAAAGACGACUGCAUUUCAAUUCCCGGAAAUGUUUGGAUUAAUCGAAAAUAUAAUUUCGAUGACUUGGGAAAAGCUUUGAUGUCGCUUUUUGUUCUUUCAUCACGUGAUGGAUGGGUUAAUAUCAUGUACACGGGAUUGGAUGCUGUUGGGGUUGAUCAGCAACCGAUUGUCAACUACAACGAGUGGCGGUUACUUUACUUCAUCGCAUUCAUUCUCCUUGUUGGAUUCUUUGUUCUUAACAUGUUUGUUGGAGUUGUUGUUGAGAACUUUCAUCGUUGUCGUGAAGAACAAGAGAAAGAAGAGAAGAUAAGAAGAGCAGCAAAGCGAGCAAUUCAAAUAGAAAAGAAACGUCGAAGAAUGCACGAGCCACCUUACUACACAAAUUAUUCACCACUUCGCAUGUUUGUCCACAAUGUUGUGACGUCAAAGUACUUUGAUCUGGCGAUUGCAGCUGUCAUUGGAUUGAACGUUGUCACUAUGGCUAUGGAAUAUUACAUGAUGCCAUUGGCACUCGAAUAUGCUUUGAAAAUCUUCAAUUAUUUCUUCACAGCUGUCUUCAUUCUUGAAGCUUUAAUGAAGCUUCUUGCGCUUGGAGUGAAACUUUAUUUGAAAGACAAGUGGAAUCAACUUGACGUUUUCAUCGUGAUCUUGUCGAUUGUUGGCAUCGUUCUGGAAGAGUUAGAAACAAAAAUAAUUCCCAUUAAUCCGACAAUUAUUCGUGUAAUGAGAGUUUUAAGAAUUGCACGAGUAUUGAAACUUUUGAAAAUGGCCAGAGGGAUUAGAGCUCUUCUCGACACUGUCAUGCAAGCAUUGCCGCAAGUCGGUAACUUGGGGCUUCUUUUCUUCUUACUUUUCUUCAUCUUUGCUGCACUCGGUGUUGAGCUUUUCGGUCGACUCGAGUGUUCCGAUGAAAUUCCCUGUCAAGGGCUUGGUGAACAUGCACACUUUGCAAACUUCGGUAUGGCUUUUCUGACACUCUUUCGCGUUGCAACUGGUGACAAUUGGAAUGGCAUCAUGAAAGACACGCUUCGUGAUGAAUGUGACGACACGGCAGAUUGUGUGAAGAAUUGUUGUGUCAGUCCAGUUAUCGCCCCAAUAUUUUUCGUUAUCUUCGUCUUAAUGGCACAAUUUGUGUUGGUGAAUGUCGUGGUUGCUGUGCUGAUGAAACAUCUUGAAGAGAGUCACAAGCAGAUGGAAGAUGACAUGGACAUUGAGACUGAGUUGGAACGAGAAAUUGAAAGAGAACAAUUAUUUGAAGAAGAACAAGCGCUUUGUAAAGAACUGGAAAGAGAACAAACAAAAGUACAAAAACGUCCAUUAACGAAAGUUUCGUCAUUGCCAUCAAACUUCACUUACAGUACGCCAGUCGUUGAAAAGAAAUUCAACCCAACGCGAAGACAAACUGUUCAAUAUUUCAAUCCAUUACUUGGUUCAAAUCCCGCUCCAUUGUCAAUAUUCAACUAUAAUCAGACACCAUCAAGCACAAUUUGUGAGUCGAAUGAAAAUGAUCUUGAUGCUGAUGUGACACUUAGAAAUCCAUCGAAGCCAAUUAAUCGGAAGAACAUUCUCAACAAAUUUCGUACACAGAGCUUUGAUGUGAAACUUCUCGAGACAAGUGAUUCAGUUGAGAUGGAUAGUCAAAGCAAUAUCAAAAUAGGACAAUCAAAUGGCGAAGCCGCAAGCACCAGUGCCAUCAACAAUAAUCUAAUGAUAAGUAAGAAGUCGACAAGCGGCAUCGCCAAAAGAAAAAUUAAUUAUCGUCAAUCAAGUUUGGACUUUGAUAAUCGCUCAAUUGGAUUAUAAGAAGCUUUUGUCAAAAGAAAAAUGAGAAAUAUUUUGACUGGCUUUAAUUUUCAUCAUGUCAUAAAUUAUGAGACGAGAAAUCAAGGAAUUACGCAGUGAAGCUUUGAAGGCUCUUAUUACUCCAAAAUAUUUAUUGUAUUUGCUCGAAUGUACAUUUACAUUUAUUCAUUCAUUGUACUCUUGAUUUGCUCAACUGCUUGUUUGUACAUUAUCGAAAAGAUAAGAGAAAUGAAUCAUAUAUUUACUCAUGCAAAAUGAAGAAAGUUAAUGUAGAUUUUAUGAUAACAAAG